Molecule: messenger RNA, 5474 nt
Organism: Periophthalmus magnuspinnatus
Lineage: Eukaryota; Metazoa; Chordata; Actinopteri; Gobiiformes; Gobiidae
Product: protein mono-ADP-ribosyltransferase PARP14-like
Exons: 22
Coding region: 1-5208 (1735 amino acids)
Biological process (GO): negative regulation of gene expression
Cellular component (GO): nucleus; cytoplasm
Molecular function (GO): transcription corepressor activity; NAD+ poly-ADP-ribosyltransferase activity
Source: RefSeq, a predicted model, not a curated record
AUGGACGAAUAUUCUUCCACUCUGAGGCACAUCACUUGCGAGCAUAGUUUCCACGUUCCUGCACUGACCUCUAACCUCUUGAACAGUCAAUGGGACACUCAGGUGAUCUUCAAUGUGUUCUUUCUCUUUCAUGUCCAAACCUCCACAAGCAACGCUCCAGAUGCACAGAAAACUGCUGCGCCUCCUCAGAGAAAUGAAGCUCAGAGAGAGCAAACCAAACCAGACCGAGGCUCCUCUUCUGGGUCCGAUGCCCGGUGCAGUGUGGCUCUGGGGCCGGUUUCUGAGGGCACCUCCAGAGACCUGCUGUGUGUCCUGGUGGAGAACGUGUGUAAAUUGGAGGAGGAACAAUACGACCUGGAGCUGAUAUGGGAGAGUAGCGUCGCCGUGGUAACCUUCAAGAAUCACACAGAUACAGAGAAGUUCAUGACCUUGAGCCAGAGCAACAGUAGACUCCAUAAACAAGGCCUGACCGCGACUCUUCUGGACCCAGCGACAAAGGUCCGAGUUGAGAACCUGCCGCCCAAUGUGGUCAGAGACAUGUUGGAUCUGUAUUUUGAGAAAAACUGGGUGGCACCAGACAACAUCAUGAUGGUCCCACAGGAGCAGGCUGCAGUCCUCUCCUUCUCCGACCCAACAGUGGUGAAGGACAUCUGCUCUCGAUCUGACCGCACCAUCAAAUCCACUCAGAUCAAAGUUUAUCCAUAUUACUCGUCUCUGGGUGCAGCUCUAAUGGGCGCCGAUCGACCUGAGUUCAAAAUGCCUAAACCGUUCACUGAAAAUGUGCUUGACCCGAUCUGGAGGUUCCUUUGCAACAAAGAUCUCUCCAAGUCCAUCAACCAAAACAUGAGUUUGCACUUCUGCCACGUCAACAUGGACACGCCCCAGGUCAAACUGAGCCCAUUACCCAACUUUCUACGGCAAAACAAUCUCACUAAAGAUCAAGUAGAAAAGUGGAACACCGUUGCACUAAAGGCGUUUCGGGAGCAAAUGAACGAAUAUGGUGCAUUUGAUUGUCCUGUGAACAAUGCUGCGUGGGGAUUAGUUGAAAAAGAAGUGCGUACGAUUGUGAAAGAUGAAGCAGAGCUGUUUUUCGAUAAUCCAAAAGGAGUUCUCACUGUUGCCACAAGCUUCAAAACCUUAAAACAGAUAAGGGCAGAAGUGGAAGCAACAGUUCGCAAAGCAGUCAAUCAAAUCGACAGAGAAAUGAACGGAGUGGAGGAGAAAAUGAUACUGACUCCAGCCAUGUACUACAUUUUAAACGAAAGUGGCCUUCAGAAUGCAGCGCGAGACAUCUCUCCUGACAUCCUCAUGGGCUUUGACAAAGGAGUUCUGAGUAUAUCAGGAUUGCAAAGUGAGGUUCUCAGGUUAAAAACUUGGAUUCUUAAAAAAAACAUGGCACUAGAGAAGAAACCACUGGAAAUACCAACCCCUCUUAAGGAUUUUCUCCAGAAUGUUGAUGUAAAGGAGUUGUCCCAAGAUCUGUUCACAUCACAGGGCAUCUGCGCGUUCAUCAGCUUCGAAACCAAAGGGAUUUUUCUCAUUGGAAGUUCAGAGCGGUUUAUCAGUGACGCAGAGAAGAAACUGCAAUCUGUUUUGACCAUUCAGGCUUUACACUAUAAAGACAAAGAAGUUGUGAAGCUUAAAAAGUGGUCUGAUCUGAUGGCGAACUUGCUAGAUUUGUACAACACCUCCAGUAAAACUGUGCAGGUCGAAAUUCAACACCCGAAAAUUACAAUCGCAGGUUUUUCGAAUCCGGUGAAAGAAGUGGCUCAAAGUUUAAGCGACUUUAUCAACAAUUAUUCCUGGGUUCAGGAGAGGGUCAAGGUCGAAUCCUGCGCUGUGGUUCAGUUCAUUGAAAAGAAAAAGAUGGAAGAAUGGACUGUAAUUGCCAAAGACAACCAGGUCAGCACAGAGUUUGACCCUGUUCAGCCCAAAUUCACUAUUUCUGGACCACGGCUAUAUGUCCAAAAUGCCAAAUUGCUCUUCCUCAGUGUUACACGCUCGCUCAUCACCGACACGUUUAAGGUGCAAAAACCAGGGGCCAAAAAGUUCUUUAUGAACCAAGGAGGACUUUUUCUGUCUACCUUUAUGAAUGAAUUUGGAUGCGCCGUAAUUCUGCAUCCUGAACUUCCUAAUGAUGAUGAUGAAUUUGAAGAAGCAUUAGACGUUCAAGACGGCGGUUGCGUUGUGAGAGUUAAAACCAAGAGCGGAGUGGAGGUUUCGGUGAGGAAAGCGAACAUGUGCAAACUCAAUGUAGACGCAGUCAUGAACGCGGCUAAUGAGGACCUGAAGCACAUCGGCGGGUUAGCAUUAGCCCUCCUGAACACAGCGGGACACGAGAUGCAACAAGACUGUGACGAUUUCAUCAAGCAAAAGGGAAAGGUUCCUCCGGGCCAGACGUUUGUCACCAAAUCAUACCGACUUCCGUGCAAACAUGUGAUCCAUGCCGUCGGGCCGAAGUACACCGAAAAUGGAGCUAAACUUUCACAUCUUCUCCUUAAGCUCGUUGUUACAAACAGCCUAACAGAAGCAGAGAAGCUGCAGUGUGCGAGUGUAGCGAUGCCGGCUGUAAGUUCAGGGAUUUUUGGUUUCCCGGUGGAUCUGUGCACAGAGACCAUCGCUCAAGCCGUCAGAGAAUUCUGCGAUGACCCAAAGAACCAGCUGGUGGCGCUCCGACAGGUGCAGUUGGUGGAUAAUAAUGAUAAAACAGUGAAGGCUCUGGCUGAAGCAGUGAAGAGGGAGUUUUCUGACCUGAAACCAACGACAAGGGUCCAGACGGAGGGGGCAGUGGGUGGCUCUGAGGCUGGAUGGGAAACUGUGACUUAUGAAGAUAUCAACUCAACAGAAAAAAAAGAAGUUUCUCAUGAAAGACCCACAGCAAACAGACUCAGCGCCGUCCCACGAAUCAAACCAAGACUCAAAGGACAGACGCUGGAGCAGACCACGCCCGAAGGACUCAGCAUCAGUCUGGUGAAAGGAAACAUCCAGGAACAAACCUUGCCCCGCCCCCUUGUCCCGCCCUGGGACAAGGGGGCGGGGCAAGCACAAGCGAUGUUGGAGGGUAUAGUCUGGUCGUGUCUGGAGGGGGCGGAGCGCCAGCGGCUCAGCUCCAUCUCGUUUCCUGCUCUGGGGACAGGAAACCUAAACUUUCCCCGAGGUGUGGUGUCUGCUCUGAUGCUGCGACAGGUGCACACCUUUAGCCAGGUGCACUCAUCCCAACACCUGAGGGCGGUGCAGCUGGUGGUGCACCCGGCCGACACUCAGACGGUGGAGUGCUUCACUAAAGAGUUCGAAGGUCAGAACUCUCAGAGAAUCGUCCAAUCAGAAGCAGAGUUUGAGCAUUUGCCUCGACCCAGUGGCCAAGCACAGCAGUCCUCAGCCACUUUCGGCCAGGUGCAAACUCUGUCACUCAGGGUUCAUCAGAUGCAGAUGGGUCAGGUGACCCUCGAAGUCUCAUCAGGUGACAUCACCAAAGAGACCUGUGAUGUCAUCAUCAACUCAUCCAAUCAGAACUUUUCCUUGAAGUCAGGCGUGUCGAAGGCCAUCUUAGAUGCUGCGGGCCGUGGCGUUGAGCAGGAGUGUGCAAACAUAGUGGGUUCUCCUGGAUAUCAGCCCAGACCUCUGAUCAUCACGUCCGGGGGGCAGCUGCCGUGUAGAAACAUCAUCCACGUCGCAGGAACCAACAAGCCCUCCAUGAUAAAGGACCUGGUCUACUCUGUGCUAAAGCUCUGUGAAGACAACAACUUCUCCUCUGUGGCCUUCCCUGCUCUAGGCACAGGGGCCGGGGGAGCAGACCCAUCCCUCGUGGCUGACGCGAUGGUGGGGGCCGUGGAGGACUUUGUGAAGAAGAAACAGCCAAAGAUCGUGCGCAGCAUCAAGAUCCUGGUCUUCCAAACGGUGAUGAUCUCAGAGUUUCACAAGAGCAUGAAGUCCAGAGAGGGGCAGCCUCUGGAGCUCGGGUUCAUUGGCAAGUUCAAAGCGUUCAUGUCACCCCUGACGUCGCUCUUGGGUCUGAGCAGCGAGGGGCCGGUCAAAGAGGGUCCAUUGGUUCUGGAGGGACAGGAGUUUGAGCCCACAGUGUUCGAGCUCUGUGGAGAGACUCAGAGGGCGAUCGCUCAGGCGAAGAAGAGGAUUGAGGAGUUGAUUCUGAUGGAGCAGGCUCAGAGGACUAUUUCAGACCCGGUCCUAGUGCAUUUGACCCAGAGCAAUGUGGAGCAGCUGGAUGAGCUGCAAAAGAGCCUCACGGUGAAGAUCAGACUGGAACAAAAGAAUCCAGAGGAACCAUCCAUUCACCUGGAGGGUCUGACAAGAGACGUGACCGCCGCAGAGUCCGAAGUCAGGAACAUGAUCCGUAAGGCAGAACGCACUGAGAGUCGGAGGAAAGAUGCCUUUAUGCUGAGUGGGUUAAUCGAGUGGCAGGUUGUUCAAGACGACGGACAAAAGAAACCCUUCGACCCAAUGACCAACCUGGCGCUGGAGGAAGCCUUUAGGCAAAAGAAAACCACAAAGAUCACCAUAAACCAACAGCCAUUCACCGCGGACCUAGAGAGGAUGAGAGCAGACAGUGAGAGGUGGAACAAGACUGUGGAGCUGUUCAGGAAGGAGUAUAAAGAUGAUGCGUCGCUGCCGUCUGAGUGGAGCGACAUGAAGAGCGAUGAGCUGUUGAAACUGGUCCAACUUCUACCCACGUCAAAUGAGUAUAAAAAAGUGGAGACAGAAGUGACCCAACAUGGACUACAGCUCAACAUCCUGUCUAUCGAGCGCGUGCAGAACGUGACUUUGUGGAAGAGUUAUCAGAUUAAGAAGAAGGAGAUGGACACCAAAAACAAAAACACAAACAACGAGAAGGUGCUUUUCCAUGGAACUGGAGCCAAGUCCAUCGACCUCAUCAACAAACAGGGCUUCAACCGCAGCUACGCAGGAACUCACGCUGCGAUGUACGGUAAAGGCUCGUACUUCGCCGUGGACCCUGUAUACUCAGCUCAGGGCUACUCUGCGCCAGAUGCUAAAGGUCACAAGCGCCUGUAUGUGGCUCUGGUCCUGGUUGGAGAAUACACCACAGGUCAGAAGGGCAUGAUCACUCCUCCAGCCAAAAGCAAUCCCAGUGACCUCUACGACAGUGUGACCAACCAAAUGCCAAACCCGACUAUGUUUAUCAUCUUCAACGAUGUACAGGCCUAUCCACAGUACCUCAUCACAUUCAUGUAAGAAUAAUUACAAUGGUUGAGGAAUAAAAACAUGGACUAAAUAAACCAGCACUAAACCAGGUCUGAACCAGGUCUAAAGCAGGUCUAAACUAGCACCAAACCAGAAUUCAAACAGUCUAAUAAGGUCUCUUUGCAGUACAUCAUCACAUUCACUGAAGGCAUUUAAUAAUCACAACUAAUCCUAUAGUCAUUUACACAGAACCAGGAGCCAGGGCUUAAUAAGGUCUAAACCAGGUCUAAACCAGGUCUAAACCAGGUCUAAACCAG